AUGCAACUCUCCACCAUCCCCUCUCUCUUCCUCGGCCUCAUCGCCUUCAGCGCCCCCCUGGCCCUUGCCUCUCCUACCCCCAUCAACAGCAACGGCAACGGCAACGCCAACCUGCCCUUCAACCUAAUCAACAAACACCACAAGACCGUCGUCACCACCAGCCGCCGCCAAACUGGUUCUUCCACAGUCGACACCACCCCGACCUGCGUGUCCGACCCGGAAGGGUUCAUGACCAUGUUCGACGCACGCUCUUGUCUCGACGAGAUUGCUGCCAAGGGCAGCGAGCAGAUGACUGUGCCGGCGCCGGGGAGGGCGUUGUGCGAGAGGAGCAGUGGCAAAUUUUGGGCGGGGGUUAGUAUGCGGGGGACGCAGGUUGCUGAUGCGUCCGAUAUCGCUGCUGCUGGAAAGCUUAUUUUGGACGCCUGCAAGUUUGAUGGCGUUGUGGGCAUGCAGACUGAGAUGACGGGUGGUGGAGCGUACGUGGCUACCAACGGCAACAUCUAUGUCAUGUUUUCCAAGGAUGAGGAGGAUGAUUGAGUUUGCAGUCUCUUGCGGAUUGUUUCUGUCGCCUUCGGGUGAACAAGGAACUCGGCGGACAAUCGAGGAACACGAACGGAUCUGAAGAAAGAAAAGAGGCGUGAUGAGGAUUUGGGGUAUCACGUGCUUGGUCAUGCGUCUUAGAUGGUCGUACAUCUACAGGGCGAGCUUAUUUCCGGAUUUGGACGGGCCGCCCG
Molecule: messenger RNA, 734 nt
Organism: Neurospora hispaniola
Lineage: Eukaryota; Fungi; Ascomycota; Sordariomycetes; Sordariales; Sordariaceae
Exons: 3
Coding region: 1-537 (178 amino acids)
Source: RefSeq, a predicted model, not a curated record